Gastrolobium bilobum is the source of this 2024-nucleotide messenger RNA. Its product is annotated as protein SOSEKI 3-like. The transcript has 5 exons. The record is from RefSeq and is a predicted model, not a curated record. NCBI's taxonomy places the organism in Eukaryota, Viridiplantae, Streptophyta, Magnoliopsida, Fabales, Fabaceae. Bases 46 to 1596 code for a protein of 516 amino acids.
UAGAAAGUUUGCGUUUUUACUAGUGACAGGGUUCUGAAUGUGGGAAUGGAAGCAAGAAUGAAGAAGUACCGGCAAGUGAGUCCUGAGAGGGCGAAAGUGUGGACGGAGAAGUCCCCAAAGUACCAUCAGAACCGAAAGGUGCCGGUGAUUUACUAUCUUUGUCGGAACAGGCAACUUGAGCACCCUCAUUUCAUGGAGGUUCCACUUUCAUCCCCUGAUGGGUUAUACUUGAGAGAUGUUAUUGAAAGACUUAAUGCUUUGAGAGGUAGAGGCAUGGCUUCCUUGUAUUCAUGGUCUUGUAAAAGAAGCUACAAGAACGGAUUUGUGUGGCAUGAUCUCUUUGAAGAUGAUCUAAUUCUACCUGCACAUGGAAAUGAGUAUGUCCUCAAAGGUUCGGAGUUAUUUUACGAAUCGAAUUCAGAUCGUUUCAGCCCCAUUAGCAAUGUCAAAAUACAUAGCCUGAAGCAGUUACCAGAGCCAGUUUCUUGUAGGAGCCAUGAUGAAGCUUCCACCUCUUCUAGCAUGAAUGGGAAAGAGACAAGAAACUCCCAAGAAGAUGAACUUUCCCCAGAACAACAUACUGGUUCCUCUGAUGUUUCUCCAGAUUCUAGGGAUGGAAAGAGUGGUUCUCUAAGCUUACCAUUGACACAGUGCAAAAUCUACAAGACUGAUGGAUUGGCAGAUGCUUCAACUCAGACAGAAGAAAAUGUUAGCAGACCCAAAACCCAGAAAACUUGUACCAGGGGUGUAUCAACAGAAGAUAGGUCAUUAGAACCUGAAUGUCAUGAAAUAUGUGAAAUACAAGUGCCACAAGUGAAAGAUAAUCAAGAAAUCUGUAGGGAUACUAUUUCUCCUCCUAUCUCAACUUCUGCUCCAUCAUCUUCUGGAGGGAACACUGAAACUUUGGAAUCCCUUAUUAGAGCUGACGUGAGUAAAAUGAACAGCUUUAGGACCCCGGAAGAUUAUGGCAUUCGAAUGCAAACCAAUACAAGGAUGAAGGCCUCAAAUCUUCUGAUGCAACUGAUCUCUUGUGGGUCUAUGUCAGUGAAAAACCAUAGUGUUGGCCUUAUUCCUUCCUACAAGGCUAGGUUUCCUUAUUCAAAAUUCCCAUCCCCAUUGUUCUCAACUUCUGUUAUGUUGAGGGAAAUUGAUUGCAUAGCAGAGAAUCCAAAGGUGAUGGGCCUCAGAUUGGAAGACAAAGAAUAUUUUAGUGGGAGCAUAGUUGAGUCUAAAAUACUGAUGGAAGAAGAUGGACCUAAUGUUCUGAAAAGCUCUUCUUCAUUCAAUGCUGAGAGGACAUGUAAAGAGUUGAAGUUUCAAGGCAUAGAGGAAUCAUCAUCCUCCGGAAAUUCAAAAUGCAUUCCACUGUCACUUAAGGCUUCAUUGACCAAGCAGCCAACCAGGGAAUCCAUGAGAUCUCCUGUAUCUGAUGGAUCAAGAAACUCCAUGGAUAGAAUUGAUGGCUCAUGCAUAUCCCCAGUAACAUCUAACGGUAGCAGCAAAAGAAUCACUGAACCUUCAUCAGGGAAAAAGCAUUCUAAGAGGAUAGACUCAUUUAGAGAAGAGGAGAAGGUGUUCAAGAUUGAAGAAAGUUAAGUGAUGAUUUUAUCUUUGUUUCAACUGAUGUUCUUAAAAAAUGUUAAAAGGGUAUGUCCUUUCACUUUUCUUUCAUUGAUUAACAAGUUUGAUUUUAACUCAACAGGCUUGCUUCAGGAGCUCGGGUUAUAAUCCAAUCUAAACAAUUUUGCGACACAGAAUCUAACAACUCUUAAAAAAAAUUAUGUUUCAGAGAUUAGGCAACUAGCAAAACUGCUAGUUUUCAGCUUCUGUUUGAAUGCAACAAUGUAACAUGAUGGUAUAUAUCUAUGUGGUUUCACGUGACAUUUCUGUAAAUCUACAAAUGUUAUGACAGAUUACUCACUUCAAAGGGGGGCUAAUAGUGCAGGUGUGGUCCCAAUGAUCCAUUACUCUUCCUGUAAAUCUAAUGUUCUGGUUAUAGGGGACUGCUAACUGAAAUGAAAUGA